Helobdella robusta is the source of this 798-nucleotide messenger RNA. RefSeq lists its product as hypothetical. The record is from RefSeq and is a predicted model, not a curated record. The transcript has 5 exons. NCBI's taxonomy places the organism in Eukaryota, Metazoa, Annelida, Clitellata, Rhynchobdellida, Glossiphoniidae. Gene Ontology annotation, biological process: postsynaptic membrane assembly; modulation of chemical synaptic transmission; synaptic vesicle endocytosis. Gene Ontology annotation, cellular component: cell surface; synapse. Gene Ontology annotation, molecular function: signaling receptor activity; neurexin family protein binding; hydrolase activity. The coding region runs from base 1 to 798 and encodes 265 amino acids.
AUGUACGAAUAUAUAAGUUGGUUCAUUGGAGUUCCGUACGCCACCCCGCCCAUCAACUCUCUAAGAUUUAGAAAAACAGUGAAAGCUAAACCAUGGUUAGGUGUGAGAAGAGCCACAAAGUUUGGCUACGUGUGUCCGCAGAACUACACGGGAGGCACUUUGAAGUACAUCGAGAACGAGGACUGCCUCUUCCUCAACAUUUACUCGCCCACACAGGAGGUAAAGAAUAAAACGUACUUUCCCGUGAUGGUGUUCAUUCACGGAGGAUCGUACUUGGUGGGCAGUGGUAACACUUUUCAGGGCGAUACUUUGGCGCAGCAUGGAGUGGUCGUCGUCACCAUCAAUUACAGGCUUGGCGUUUUAGGUUUCUUGUCGGCGAAAAAUUCGAUAUUGAAAGGUAACUAUGGACUGCACGACCAAAUAGAAGCUUUGAAGUGGAUUCAAGAAAAUAUCAGAAGUUUUGGUGGCGAUCCUAAUCAAGUGACCAUUUUUGGCAACAGUGCAGGUGGCUCCAGUGUCGGCAUUUUGUCAUACUCGCCUGCCGCAAAAGGUCUAUUUAAACAAGCGAUAAUGCAAAGCGGUUCAGCUUCUGCAUUUUGGGCUCAACACACUAACGACUCGAUCGAUUACGAGCAUUACGUUAGAAGCAUGGCCAAUUACGUUGGAUGCAGACACGAUCCCUUUGAAGAUUUGGUCGAGUGCUUACGACAGGUCCCAUGCUACAACCUUGACUUCAAUAAAAUGCAAUCGGAGAAAGCGGUUAGAUCUCUACAAAUUUUAUUGGACUGUUGUAUUUAA